UCAAAUCUCUAAACUUAACGACCCUUCAAUUUGCUCUUUCGUUUUUUAUUACAAAAAAAAAAGUGGGUCUCAUUUCUUCUUAAAAAGUCAUCUAAUUUGUCUUUCUUCUUCUUUUUUCUCUGAUAUGUAGCUUCUUUUCUUCGGACUUUGCCUGUCAGACCCCUUUUUUUGUUGGUGGGGAUUAAAGGGUUUUUUUCUUUUUUUAAUUUUCAGGUGGAGAUCAUAAAACCUUAGUAUCUCCAAAGGGAAAGUUUUGAAUUUUAUUUGUGGUUUUUUUAACGUAAAAAUCCAAGCUUUAAAUCUGUAAGUUAAUGGCGGCGCCGCCGAGUAGUAGGCUACAAAAAAUGUUACAGGCAGCGGUGCAAUCGGUUCAAUGGACGUAUAGUCUUUUCUGGCAAAUUUGUCCUCAACAAGGUAUCUUAAUAUGGUCCGAUGGAUACUACAAUGGAGCAAUCAAAACAAGAAAAACAGUGCAACCAAUGGAAGUUAGUACAGAAGAAGCAUCUUUACAAAGAAGCCAACAACUCCGAGAACUUUACGACUCGUUGUCUUCCGGCGACACCAACCAACCGGCUCGACGACCGUCUGCCGCGUUGUCGCCGGAAGAUUUAACGGAAUCCGAAUGGUUCUAUCUAAUGUGUGUCUCCUUCUCUUUUCCCCCUGGUGUAGGGUUACCUGGAAAGGCAUAUGCAAGGAGGCAACAUGUAUGGCUUACAGGUGCAAACGAAGUUGAUAGCAAAACAUUUUCAAGAGCUAUUCUUGCCAAGAGUGCUUGUAUACAGACUGUGCUUUGCAUUCCUAUUCUUGAUGGUGUUCUUGAACUUGGAUAUACCGAAAAGGUGCAAGAAGAUUUAGGGUUAGUCCAGCACGUUAAAACUUUCUUCAACGAUGGAAAAGCACCAAACCCUCCGCCACCAAAACCGGCUCUCUCCGAACAUUCAACGUCGAACCCGGCCGCUUCAUCGGACUACACUCGAUUUCAUUCCCCUUCCAUUCCUCUCGUUUACGCAGCAGCGGACCCACCGGUGAACGCCGACCAAGGAGAGUAUAACAACGUUGAUGAAGAGGAGGAGGAAGAAGAAGAAGAUGACGACGAUGAAGAGGGAGACGAAGAACCCGAAUCGUACUCGGCCGAAACGGGUCGAACCACGCAACAAGUCCCGACGGAAAACACUCUGGCAGUAGUGGCGGCGGAGGAGCCGAGCGAGUUAAUGCAAUUGGAUAUGUCGGAAGAUAUCAAGCUCGGUUCACCUGACGAUGCAUCGAAUAACUUGGACUCGGAUUUCAAUAUGUUGGCGGUGAGUCAAAGCGGGAACCCAACCGACAAUCAACGGCGAGCUGAGUUGUUUAGAGAUGAGUCGAAUCGGAGGUGGCAAAUGCUACAAGAACCCUCGUGCGGUAGUCUUCAACCACUUUCAACAGGGCCGCAGCCAGUGGACGAAAUGUCACAAGAAGACACGCACUAUUCACAGACCGUCUCCACUAUCCUCCAAGCUCAACUGGCCCGGUGGACCGAGUCACCGUCAACCGUCAACGCCGCCACCUACUCCACCCAAUCAGCAUUUGCCAAGUGGACAACCCAUUCAGACCACCACCUCCACUCCGCCGUCGUCGAAGGCACGUCACAAUGGCUCCUCAAAUACAUCCUAUUCACCGUACCAUUCCUCCACAACAAAUACCGCGACGAGAACUCCCCCAAAUUACGCGACGCCGCCGUCGCCGCCGCACGGUUCCGGAAAGGAACCCCCAACGAAGACCUCAGCGCCAACCACGUCCUGGCGGAGAGACGGAGGCGCGAAAAGCUCAACGAGCGGUUCAUAAUAUUAAGAUCCUUGGUCCCCUUCGUCACUAAAAUGGACAAAGCUUCCAUCCUCGGCGACACCAUCGAGUACGUCAAACAGCUCCGUAAAAAGAUUCAAGACCUCGAAACCCGAAACAAGCAAAUGGAGGCCGAUAACGACCGGCCGAGAUCGGCCGAUUCGAUGCAGAGAAAUAGCAGCUCUAAGGAUCAAAGAAGUGGGUUAACGACACGAUCAUCGGGUCCGGAUAAAAAGAAGAUGAGGAUAGCGGAAGCAACAAAGCAGAAGACGGCGGAACCUGCACCGCAAACGGCGGAAACGUCGGUCGAAGUGUCGAUAAUCGAAAGCGACGCGUUGCUGGAGUUGCAGUGCGGGUACAGAGAAGGGUUGUUGCUUGAUAUAAUGCAGAUGUUAAGGGAAAAGCUACGGAUCGAGAUAACGGCGGUUCAGUCUUCAUUGAACAAUGGGUUGUUUACAGCUGAAUUAAGAGCCAAGGUGAAGGAUAAUAUGAACGGGAAGAAAGUAAGCAUAAUGGAGGUGAAGAGGGCGAUAAAUCAAAUAAUACCAUAAUUAUAAUAUUUGACUAUUAAUUAAUUGAUAAUUAUUAUAUAAGAAUAAUUAUAUAAAUGUUAGACUAGAUCCACCUAAUUGUGUUACUGACUGUAAUUACUUGAACAGUGUAGAAUUUUUUUACUUUUUCAUUAUUGUUUUUGUAGUAUAUAUGGCUAUUGUGUGGUUAAGCAAUAAGCAGCCAUUUCCUUAAUUGUUAUAUAACAAUGACAAUUUCUUCACGUAUAGUUUUUGUAUGAUAUUAAUGUGUUUUGACUUUAUUGAUGAAUGUAGUUAUAUUUAUAUAAAAGGUAAAUUAUAUUUAA
Molecule: messenger RNA, 2674 nt
Organism: Gossypium raimondii (Peruvian cotton)
Lineage: Eukaryota; Viridiplantae; Streptophyta; Magnoliopsida; Malvales; Malvaceae
Product: transcription factor BHLH42
Exons: 8
Coding region: 312-2369 (685 amino acids)
Molecular function (GO): protein dimerization activity
Source: RefSeq, a predicted model, not a curated record